AUGUCCUCUUCCCCAUCGUUCGUGAUACAGUUGUUGCUCAGUUUGGAACGAAUGGGAAAUAAUGAUGCCUCCCUUUUCAGCUGGGACACCUGGGAUGUGGACGAGAGAUUUGUAAGGCAAAUCAUCGAAGCAGCGAACCGACGAGCAGGCAAAAUUAUAACCGACGAAGACAAGGCACGUCGACAACGUCAAAUGAAAAACGCCGAGAAAGUGAAGGAGCUUGCAAUGGCUAUAUCAAAAAAGAACAAUUCCGUAGCCGAACGAGAAAUGGACCCAGUGAGAAGAGCAGCUCUACAGGUGAAGGUUCAACGGUUAAAAGAAGAGUUUGAUAAAAAGCUAGCUAAACAUCGGCAAGUACUUCAUAGCGAUCUGGUGCGUAUUGCACAGGUGACGUUAGCUGAUUUUAGCUGA
This is a messenger RNA of Haemonchus placei, 411 nucleotides long. NCBI's taxonomy places the organism in Eukaryota, Metazoa, Nematoda, Chromadorea, Rhabditida, Trichostrongylidae. The record is from the annotation of a GenBank genome assembly.